GAGACUCCCGUCAGGAGCUAUGACUGCGCGCGGGACCCCGAGCCGUUUCUUGGCCAGUGUCCUCCACAACGGGCUUGGUCGCUACGUGCAGCAGCUGCAGCGCCUCAGCUUCAGCCUCAGCCGCGACGCACCCUCGUCCCGCGGCGCCAGGGAGUUCGUGGAACAGGAGGUGGCCGACUUCGCCCGACGGAACCCAGGGAUCGUGAUCUACGUGAACCCGCGGCCGUGCCAAGUGCCCCGAGUAGUGGCCGAAUACCUUAAUGGGUCCGUGCGGGAGGAAAGCCUAAACUGCAAGUCGGUGGAGGAGAUCACCGCGCUGGUGCAGAAGUUGGCGAACCAGUCGGGUUUGGACAUAAUCCGCAUCCGCAAGCCCUUCCACACAGACAACCCUAGCAUCCAGGGUCAGUGGCACCCCUUCACCAACAAACCGACGACCUUCGGCGGGCUGCGCCCCCGGGAGCUUCAGAAUACUGCUCAAUCCCAGUGAAGUUACCCAGCGCCAACCCCUCUGGACUGUUGAGAGAACCACCCCAAUAGAGGUGAUUCUAACUCCCCGAUUCUGAGAUCAGGAACAUAAAUGGAACCCACCAGUGGACUUAGUGCAAAGAUCUUGCUUGGGGUAAAGAACUACCCGUUUAUCAGUGACCUUGGGAAUUCUUGAAGCCCACAUAACCUUGUUGAUAUCCUUAAAACCCAGGAUGAGAAGUUAUGUACAAGAUUCUGUUAUUUGAAAUGUAAAUUGAUAAUAGAGAUUUGGAACACA
Messenger RNA from Dipodomys spectabilis (banner-tailed kangaroo rat), 763 nucleotides. It is a transcript of the gene Mrpl43, whose product is annotated as mitochondrial ribosomal protein L43. Bases 20 to 487 code for a protein of 155 amino acids. Gene Ontology annotation, cellular component: mitochondrial large ribosomal subunit. The transcript has 3 exons. Gene Ontology annotation, molecular function: structural constituent of ribosome. The record is from RefSeq and is a predicted model, not a curated record. NCBI's taxonomy places the organism in Eukaryota, Metazoa, Chordata, Mammalia, Rodentia, Heteromyidae. Gene Ontology annotation, biological process: mitochondrial translation.